Molecule: messenger RNA, 1116 nt
Organism: Nannizzia gypsea CBS 118893
Lineage: Eukaryota; Fungi; Ascomycota; Eurotiomycetes; Onygenales; Arthrodermataceae
Product: 3',5'-bisphosphate nucleotidase
Exons: 2
Coding region: 1-1116 (371 amino acids)
Biological process (GO): sulfate assimilation; phosphatidylinositol phosphate biosynthetic process
Molecular function (GO): 3'(2'),5'-bisphosphate nucleotidase activity
Source: RefSeq, a predicted model, not a curated record
AUGUCGUCCACUCCCUCAUACCGCCAGGAGCUGCGAGUAGCAGAGCUGGCAGUUCAGCGGGCAUCUCUCCUCACCCAAAAGGUCUCGCAGCUGAAGGCAAAAGGCACACUGUCGAAGGAUGACACCUCUCCCGUGACAAUUGGUGACUUUGGAGCCCAGGCCCUCAUCAUCCAAGCCAUCAAAAAGAACUUCCCCAACGACGAGGUGGUGGCCGAAGAGGAGGCCAGCUCCCUCAGAGAAAACAAAGCCCUCAGCAGCCAGAUCUGGGAACUCGUCAAGGAGACCCGUCUCAAUGACACAGAGAGUGACUGGCUCGUCGGUGGCCAGAUGGCCAGCGAGGAGGUUUUCCUCGACACCCUCGACAGCGGAAAGAGUGCUGGUGGUCCCAAGGGCAGAAUAUGGGCUCUCGACCCCAUUGACGGCACCAAAGGGUUUCCUCCGUGGCGAGCAGUUGGAGCCAUUGGAUGCCCCAAUUUGCCUGUCUCUGACGCUGCUCUCACCCCUACUGUUGGCCAAUCCGGCUCCGAGGGUAUUGAGACUGGUGUGCUUUUCGGCACCAUCAAGGGUGCUGGUUCCACCAGCCGCAAGCUUGGUGAUGGUGCCCUCCUCCCCAGCAAACCCAUCUCCAUGAGACCUGUGCCCAACAUUGCCGAGGCCUGCUUCUGCGAGAGUGUCGAGUCCGGCCACUCGGCCCAAGGUGACAAUGCUGAAGUUGCCAGACUCCUCGGCAUCACCAACCCAAGCAUCCGUCUCGACUCUCAGGCCAAGUACUGCUCUAUUGCCCGAGGAGCCGGAGACAUCUACCUCCGCCUCCCCACCCGCCCUGACUACCAGGAGAAGAUCUGGGACCACGCUGCCGGUGACUUGCUCGUUCGUGAGGCUGGUGGCCAGGUCACCGAUAUCCACGGAAAGAGACUCGAUUUCAGCAUUGGCCGCACCCUCAAGGAGAACAAGGGUGUCGUUGCUGCCCCUGCCAGUAUCCACGCGCAGGUUAUCGAAGCAGUUACUGCCAUGUAUGGCCGCCAAGGCAACCAAGGCUUAGACAUUCUUCACUUCCCACUCUUCCCUUUUGUCUUCACGAGCAAGCAGGUUUUAAAUGAUAUUCAACGGAUCUAG